Molecule: messenger RNA, 987 nt
Organism: Annulohypoxylon maeteangense
Lineage: Eukaryota; Fungi; Ascomycota; Sordariomycetes; Xylariales; Hypoxylaceae
Product: alpha-N-methyltransferase NTM1
Exons: 3
Coding region: 240-959 (239 amino acids)
Biological process (GO): N-terminal protein amino acid methylation
Cellular component (GO): cytoplasm
Molecular function (GO): N-terminal protein N-methyltransferase activity
Source: RefSeq, a predicted model, not a curated record
CCUCCUUUGUAGAAAAACUCACCACCAUUACGAAAACGUCGCGGAAAUCAUGUUUGUUAGAUGAAACAACAUGGAUUGUCAAUAACACAUCGCUGUAUAUAUAAUUUCUCCUUCGCUGCCUGAUCUUGCGUUUCUGUUUAACCCCGCUACUCAAUUUUUUCUCUUCUCAACCCUUCCCGCUCCCCUAGACGAUUACUCCGCGGGAGACAUCACCGAAGAGUUUGUAAAGACGGAAUUAAAUGGGCCACAAGAUGUCGAGCUCCGGAAUACCCCCCGUAGUGCCAGACUCGCUAAUCAGCGCCGAUGACGGCCGCCGGUACUGGUCGGGUGUUGAACCCGACGUCAACGGUAUGCUAGGCGGCUUCCCCGCCGUCUCCCGCAUCGACCUCCGGUCAUCGGGGAGCUUCCUCGCCAAACUCGGGCUCGGCCGCACCAAGGGCGCGAAGAACGUGAAGAGAGCGUUAGAAGGCGGUGCUGGCAUCGGACGCAUAACCGAAGGGCUCCUCCUCGACGUCGCCGAGAGCGUCGACAUAGUCGAGCCGAUCGCCAAGUUCACCGCCGCGCUGGAGGGCCGCGCGGGCGUGGGCCGGGUGUACAAUGUCGGGCUCGAAGACUGGCGGCCCGAGGACGGCGUGGCGUAUGAUCUGGUCUGGAACCAGUGGUGUCUGGGACACCUGACCGACCUGCAGCUUGUGGCGUACUUGAAGCGCUGUGCUGCUGCGCUGAGCGUGGGCGAGGAUGGAAAGACGAAGGGCGUUGUUGUGGUCAAGGAGAACUUGAGUACUACUACUGUGGAUCUGUUCGAUGAGAUGGAUAGUAGUGUUACGAGGCGAGACGAAACGUUUCGGCGGAUUUUUGAGGACGCGGGAUUGAGUAUAGUCAGAACGGAGCUACAGAACGGGUUCCCUCACGACCUGUAUCCGGUGCGCAUGUACGCACUUAAACCCAAGACGACGUAAUUCAGCAAAAAAUGCCAAAAAAAAAAAA